ACGAGAGAAAGAAGAAGGUUCCACAAAAGUGGAAGAAAAAGGGUAGUCGAUUAAUGAUGGUUGAUUCCCAAGGGAAUCAAACUGAGAUCGAUGAUGUUUCUAAGCUUGUGGAGAGUUCAGAGUUAGACGGCGAGGAUAGUGUUGAGGGUAGCAACCUCACCGCAGAAGUUAAGACAAAUGCAGGCGACCGCGACAAGGCGGUCAACAGAGAUGCAUUGUCUCGCAGGGCAGAUUACCUAGGUGCGCUGAGCCUUUCCGAGGACGUUACUCGAUCCUUGGGGAAAGCCUACAAGGAAGACCCCAUCACGAUGGACAUCAUCAACAAACAGGAGGCCAAAGACAAGGCCACCACUGACGAGUUUGUGAUGGUGGAUGGAUUACUCUUUCUUGAGAAGGCAGGGUUUAAACGGCUAGUUGUUCCAUCUAGAGAAAUUUGGCGUAGUUUAUUCUUAGGUGAUUGUCACGACGCAACGGGACAUUUCGGCUAUAAGAAGACCAAUGCUAAUUUAGUACAACGAUUCAGGUGGCCUAACAUGUUGGACGAUGCAAAGAAGUACGUACAGACCUGCCAGGUCUGUCAGCGGAACAAGCCGCGAACUCAAGCUCCGCUUGGGUUACUCAAGCCUCUACCCAUUCCUGCUGGCCCGGGACAGAGUAUCUCCAUGGACUUCAUGGAUACUCUCGUGACCAGCAUGAAUGGGAAGAGGCACAUCUUCGUCAUAGUUGAUAGGUUCACUAAGUUUGCUCGACUAAUUGCCGUGUCGGAGACUGCCACGACUGAACACGUCAUCAAGUUAUUCAUGGAUAACUGGGUGCGUGACUUUGGGCUGCCAAAGACAACCGUUAGUGAUAGAGAUGUGCAUUUCACAAGUGAGAUGUUGAAGAAGGACGCUGAACACAUGGGCAGCCAACUCCAAACGAGUUCUGGGAAUUAUCCCGAAGGCAAUGGGCAGGCUGAAGAAAUGAACCGGGUGGUGCAGCAUCUGCUGAAGCAUUAUAUUAAGCCCAGCCAAGAUGACUGGGAUGAGAAGUUACCUCUCAUCGCCAGUCUGUACAAUAACGUUGUACACAGCACCACAGGGGUCACCCCGAAUCAGCUGCAUCUGGGGUGGAAGCCUAGAUCUGCACCAGACUUCCUCCUUCCUGAAAACCAACCUGCUGCAACUCCUGGAACCAUUGAAUUUGGUGUCCAGUACGAGAAGUUGCUGCAGCAAGCUGUCGAGAACAUCAAGAAGUCUCAGGAAGCAAUGAUUGCUUAUGAGAACAAGCUAGUCUCCACAUUUCAGGUAGAGGAACGUGUCUGGGUUAAGGCUAGUGAACUGGGACAGGAGUUCGGCAUCUCUAGGAAACUAAUGACUCAGUACUUCGGUCCCUGGGAACUCCUGGACAUUGUGGGUAGUGAGAUGGAUGGUCCCUCGUACGUCAAUCGUAUCCCUGGUCACUUACACACUUACCCUGUUUUCCAUGCCUCAAAGCUCGCUCCUUUCGCUGAGAUAGAACAGUUCCCAUCACGAGGAUUUAUGCUUCCCCCAACCAUGGAUGGCCACGUGGAUGUCAACGAUAUCCUGGAGCAUAGAGACAUGCCUGUUCCCAAGCCCUUUAACUGCUCCUCUGGACUAAUUUACCCUCUAACUUCGGCAAAUCAAGAGAAAAUUUGGUUCAGGAUGGUGCGCAAGGUCACACUAUGGGCCAUAUGGAAGGAGAGACGUAGCAGAACACUGGAUUGCACGAAGAACCCACGGGAGAAAGUGUGGGCGGCAACCAAAGAGAUGAUUGAAGCGGAAAUCCUCUGUCAUUGUAGGAAGGUUAAACUCUGGGUGCAGAACAGUCCAGAGACAGAACAGGUGACGCUUGCCAAAUUCAAGAGGGUCUGGUUGGUAGGUGAUAUGAAAUGGCUAAAUGGGCACGUUUUAAGAUGGAAAGAGUGGCACAAUUCUGUCAAGUCUGUAGGCCAGCAGAAUACCCAGACAGUGCACAGCGCUGUAGCCUAUGAGCCACGAGGAGAACACCAGAGAGGACGACCAAGGACUUUGCGAUCAGCUAGGGGCCCGGUAGCCCACGUGUCUUCAGGACCGGGGGGUGAUAGACAUCUGUUCCGCCAGCAGAGGGAGAGACAGCAGGCACAGAGGAGGGCUAGAGCAGCCGAGGCCAGCCGGACUUUAAUUAGUGAGGCCGGUGCUACAGCAGCCAUGGCUACUACAGCCAUGUCCACUUCUGCGCAGCAGACUUCCCAAGCCAGUAGUUCAAGUGUCGUCGGGUCAACGGUCGCGCAGACCGUGAGUCAGUCCAGUGGCUUAAUGGCAAGCCAGGCAGCGGUGUUGACUCUAGAGGAUGUCGCCAUCCAGCAGGCAGCCCUGCAGGAGGCACAGCUACAUCGGGCAUUAGGGGAGAUAAAAGCGGAAAAAGAAAAGAUGAUCAGGAGAAGAGCCAGGAUGCAGCGAAGAGAGGCAGACAUAGAGGAGUUAGAAAUGAUGGACCUGACACAUAUGGAUGAUGAUGUGAGGGUAGUUAGGAAGGCCCUGCUAGGGGUUAUAGAAAUGCAGGAGCACCAAACUACCAUCCUUCAGGACAUUCAACAGAGCCUGGCCGUUCUGUCAGGCCGUGCUCAGGCAACACCAUCACCAGCCGGGCCUGGUGCCUGGCCCGUGCCAUAUCCUCCCUUCUCUGUCCCACCGGUGACUGGGGUAUCCCCAUAUAUAGCCCCGUCAACGGUUGCUAUUGUUUCCAUAGGCAUGCCGCUGUCAGGAGGGGUAACAGCAGGGAGUAGUUUACAGGUUCCUGUACAGAUAGUGUUUACUCCAAGUCCGUCACAGGUUGCGGUCACCACGCAGCCUGCUGUCUCGCAGCCAGUGCAGCCUCAGGGCACACAGCCCCAGCAGCUAGCACAGCAACCUGUUUCACCGGGUCCACAGCCUGGAAUGAUGCAAGGACCGGGACAGACACAGAGGGUUCCGAAGACGACCAUCGCCGCUCCCAAAACUUUUACAGGGGACAAGAGAGGCGAGGACCUCGACACUUGGUUGAGGGCAGUGCCGGUCUACGUCAGGUGCAAACUCACCUUGCCGCACGAAGAAGUGCUUGUGGCUGCCUCCUACCUCGAGGGUAGUGCAGCGAGAUGGUUGAGUGGUCUAGUGCAACUUCAAGGAUAUGGUCAUGACUUCCGCGCUUGGGCAGCCUCCCAGAAAUUGGAGGACUUCCUGAAGAUGGUGGAAGAGAGGUGGCAUGAUCCUCAGGAGGCUCAAAGGGCCACUGACGCGAUCCUGACACUGCACACGCGGCAGUUUAAGUCAGUAAGGGAAGCCACCGACGCUGUUGAGCCUUUGAUCUGUGUCCCUGGGGUACACUAUGAUCCUCAGGCCCUGUUGACUUCGUACCUGAGAUGUUUUUUUCAGCCUCUCAGGAACCAGUUGGCAAAAGAGGCCAACAUCAAUAUGCACAACUUCCCUUCAUUUAGCAAGGUGGCCCUAGACCUGGAAGCAAAGAUAGGGCAUGGACAGGCACCCACUACGGAGGGGAGAACGAAGAUACUGCCUCCCAACUGGAAGGCGAAGGGUCACUUAAUGUUUGUCGGCAACGAUGGUUCGACCAUCGAGUUGGACGGCAACCUCCAGGAGGGAGUAGGUUUACCAGUGAGUUGUGGAAGGCCGCUGCUGCAGAGCAGGGCACCCAGUUGCAAAUGACUUCAGGGAAUCACCCAGAGGCCAACGGCCAGGCUGAGCAACUGAACCGCGCUGUACAACACCUGUUGAGGCAUUACAUC
Messenger RNA from Chara braunii, 3760 nucleotides. The record is from the annotation of a GenBank genome assembly. NCBI's taxonomy places the organism in Eukaryota, Viridiplantae, Streptophyta, Charophyceae, Charales, Characeae.